AAGCUCCGGUUCCGCAGAUAGCACAACCUCAUUACUUUCCGCUUCACCUUUUCUCUGUAUAAUUGACCGUCGUAUCGCUUCAGGAGAUUCACUCGAUAUCGCAUCAUACAGACAGAUUACCAUUCCAGAACUUGGUAUAAUUCGGGAUUCCGAGCGCGGACAUCCGGUGGCUUACGAGAUCUUUUUCUAAGCAAAAGUGACUAAAAGUUCCCACGAGCUUCGCGCUUUGCAAGCAGACGGAACCACAAGUACCCGCGCUACUCUCCCUCGAAAAGAGUAUAUCAAGAGACGGCGACACCAGGCGACAGUAAUUGAACAAGAGUCAUACCCAGAAAUAUGCCUGCGGAACUUCAGAACGGGCUGCCAGCCCAUGGUACAAAUGGCGUAAACGGCAAUGCGACGCAGCUCUCAAAUCCUACACCAGCGCACCCGGCCUUCGACUCGAUACCAGAUGUCAUACAAGCCGCAGCAAACGACGAAUUCGUAAUUGUCCUUGACUCUCCCAACCGAGAGAACGAGGGCGACCUCAUAAUUGCCGCGUCCGCCCUGACACCUGCCAAAGCUUCCUUCAUGAUCCGCUACUCCAGUGGCUACAUCUGCGCACCCUUACCUGUUAGUCGCGCCGCCGCCCUGCAUCUACCGCAAAUGGUUGCCGACAACGCCGACCCUAACCGCACCGCCUACGCCGUCAGCAUUGACUCCGCAGACCCCUCUGUCACAACCGGUAUCUCUGCCCAAGACCGCAGCUUGACAUGCCGAAUGCUCGCGGACCCCAACGCCAAAGCCAGCCAUUUCAGGAGACCGGGACACAUACUGCCAUUGCAGGCAAGGGACGGUGGAGUGCGCGAACGUAGGGGACACACAGAGGCUGCUGUCGAUCUAUGCAGGUUGGCUGGUAAGCAACCCGUCGGUGUUAUCUGCGAGCUGAUCACGGACGGCGAGGAGACACCUGGCAAACCGGAGCUUGUUGGUGGAGGUAUGAUGAGAAGGGAUGAUUGUCUGGCAUUUGGAAAGAAGUGGGGGAUCAAGGUGUGCACGAUUGACGACAUGGUUCGUUACAUUGAGGAGAACGAUGGUGUGCUGGGCGCGACAUCAUAGCAUGAAGCGAGAAGAGGGAAGCGGUGGAGAUGGAAUCUUUGAAAGACGUGGAGGUUCUAAGAGUGCUUCGGGGCUUGCAACUUCUUGGAGUUCUGCGACUUGUGUUUAUGGAAGAUCUGCAAGUGCUAGGAGUCCUUCAAAACUUGACGCUCUGGAUGGCCUUAGCUCGUAUAAGACACUUGAAUCGGUCUGUUGUGGGUAGUGGAUUUUGACGCAUUUCUGGUGGGAUGCCUGCUCAACUCAUCUGGCACGGAAAAGAAAAUCCGAUAUUGUAUUAGAUACUCCAAUCCAGCGCAAGCUUUGAACAUCUGAAAACCAAAGUAGUCUGGCAUGCGUGUCAUAUUACGAGUGCUCGACAACAAAAGGACGAACCCA
Molecule: messenger RNA, 1473 nt
Organism: Alternaria alternata
Lineage: Eukaryota; Fungi; Ascomycota; Dothideomycetes; Pleosporales; Pleosporaceae
Product: 3,4-dihydroxy-2-butanone 4-phosphate synthase
Exons: 2
Coding region: 337-1098 (253 amino acids)
Biological process (GO): aerobic respiration; riboflavin biosynthetic process
Cellular component (GO): cytosol; mitochondrial intermembrane space
Molecular function (GO): 3,4-dihydroxy-2-butanone-4-phosphate synthase activity
Source: RefSeq, a predicted model, not a curated record